UUUGGUUAUAUGGUGCCUACAAUAACCAUUUCCCACAUUGCAAUGACGUCGUCGUCGUUUCUUAUUCUGGCUGCCACAUAUGAACGAUACUGUCUAACAAUUGGCUCAAGUAAAACAAAGUUUGUACAAAACCAUCGAAAAAUGAUCGCUGCACUCGCCAUUUUUAUGGGCAUUAUUAGCAAAGGAACGAUGUACUUAGAAUUCAAGAUAACGUAUAUGGAUGAAUGUGCUGGGGAAAUGACCGAAAUUGGAAUUGGUUUCGAAGAUUUUGUCAUGCAAACACCCUAUCAUACAGGUUUUCAACAUAUCGCAUUGAGUUUAUAG
This is a messenger RNA of Anisakis simplex (herring worm), 324 nucleotides long. NCBI's taxonomy places the organism in Eukaryota, Metazoa, Nematoda, Chromadorea, Rhabditida, Anisakidae. The record is from the annotation of a GenBank genome assembly.